AUCAACGUUAUAAUAAAAGCCGAGUCAAAAAUUAUCAACAUGGUAAUGACAAUGAUGAAAGCCGAGUCAUAAAAGUAUCAACAUUAAAAUGAAAAUAAAAGCCGAGAAAGAGCUCUUAGCUUGUCAAUAAAGUUAGGAAUCCUUAACCUGUAAAUAGUUUGUCAAUAAAGCUAGGGAUUCUUAACCUAACCUUGUCAAACCCUGCGUAAAAAAAAAAGUAUCAUCAUUAUAAUGAAAAUGAUAAAAGCCGAGUCAAAAAUCAGUUGGGCAGGUGGGACCCACCACUGGUGCUCUCGCUCACUCUCGCCAUCACAAACAACAAUGAACUCAGCCAGCAAAGUGGGUGAGAUUUUCUUGGCUGCAGGGACAGCUUUUAAUAAAUUGGCAGAACUCACAAUGCAGCUUCACCCAACAGCUGAGCAGUCACCUGCAGGCACAAAAUGGACUGAUGAAGAAAUAGAAAUGCUGCGAUCAUCUGUGAAAAGAUUUGGGGAUGAUCUUAACGUUAUCAGUCAGAGGAUAAAGUCACGUACGGU
Molecule: messenger RNA, 536 nt
Organism: Cherax quadricarinatus
Lineage: Eukaryota; Metazoa; Arthropoda; Malacostraca; Decapoda; Parastacidae
Source: RefSeq, a predicted model, not a curated record